AUGUUUGGUCCCUAUGGUGCUCAUACUCACGUUCAAUAUAUGGCGCAUGUCGCUCGUCUGCUCGAUGAGCUACGCAAUCUGUGCCACGAGACCGACAUCAGUCCUGCAACGGUGCCGCCAUCGAAAUGGUGUCGGAUCAGCAUGAUUGCGUAUCAGUGCCGCGGAUCAGGGGCACUGAGGUUGUACUUGAAGGAGAAUCUGUGCCUGAAGGCUAAGGUUGGCGUUCUCGACACGCACAUCGACGACAUCAUCGAGCGUAUUGGUAAACUAGCUCGAUUCUUCCGGGCUAGGAAAACCAUUGCCACGUUCAUGGCCUGGCUGGCUAGCGAGGAGAUCAGUUUGACGGUCCGGGGAGUGCCGGCCCACAAAAUCGCAGUGGAAGAGCUGAAGGACCGAACGGUGGCGGAUAUAUUGGCACGCGGUGGUACCAAACCUCGGCCAUAUCCUAAAACACAAAUCCGAAAUAUGAUUCAGCGAUGGCCUCGAUACCGAGUGCUCGCGGAGGUACAACUGUUGAUCUUUUACGAGGAACAUUUCCACCUGGAAACGGUUGGCCCUUACAUUGGUGGGGAUAAGCUAUGUUGUUACCUCUGUCAUGAAUUCCUAAUCCGCCAUGGUUGA
Messenger RNA from Cladophialophora psammophila CBS 110553, 621 nucleotides. RefSeq lists its product as uncharacterized. Lineage: Eukaryota; Fungi; Ascomycota; Eurotiomycetes; Chaetothyriales; Herpotrichiellaceae. The coding region runs from base 1 to 621 and encodes 206 amino acids. The transcript has a single exon. The record is from RefSeq and is a predicted model, not a curated record.